AUGUCGACCGCGACCACGGCUGCCACCCCCAUCCAGCUCGCGCCCAACCUUGGCCUGGGUCGCAUCUCGGGCAACCCCCCGGGGGCCCUCGAGAGGGCCAACGAGCUCCUCCAGCGCAACCAUGACGACUACCACAUCUUUUGGCGCGACGUCGGCGGCCACAACCACAUCCCGCACUCGAUCCUCUCUGUGCUCGCGCUUGGCGGCGGCCCGGCCGAGAUCCAGCGUGCCUACGACGACGGCGUAGCGAUCCAGCGGCCCAUCCCGCCGCUCGACAAGGACGUGGUCAAGGCCCUCCACGACCCGGACACGUUCCGCCAGCACAUCGGCAACCUCCACCACUACACCAACUACCUCAUCUUCUUCAAGGAGGAGAUCGCCGCCAAGGGAUGGCAGGCCGUGCUGCAGGAGUACGUCUUCAGCGGGACGCCCAACGCCGAGACCAUCUUUGCGCAGCUGUACGAGGGCGCCUACCACCCCAUAAUCCAUCUCGGCUUCGGCGUCGAGUUUGAGCUGCCGGCCAUCAUCGCCGAGGGCCUCGCCCAGGCCGCCGUGCACGACUCGGCCAACCUCGAGGCCUUCUUCCAGCAGAGCGAGAAGCUCGCCGCCGAGGCCAGCAGCAACAACACCGCGCCCAAGCCCCUGCUCUCGCUCUACCGCGAGGUGCGCGCGACCGACAAGAUCCGCACCGCCGCGCGCGUGGAGGAGGGCCCCGUGCGGGUGCGCGACGGGGUGCUGGGGCGAGCGGGCGCCGAGAUCGCGGCGCUGACGGCGCAGUGGCGGGUGGCGGCGCAGCACACCGAGGCGGCGCUCGAGCGCGCCACGGCCGAGAUGAUCAACCUGGCGGCCUUCUCGGCGGGCGGUGCGCAGCGGGCGGGGCGGGCGCGCCGCAUCGACUUCUUCCACAUGCACAACGUCAACGCGAGCAUCUUCUUCACCACGUUCAACCGGCUGCCGUGGCUGAGCCUCGCCGACAAGGUGCGCCUCGUCGAGCGCAAGGCGCGCGUCGACUUGGUCUGGUACGCGGCCAGCGCCGCGGCCGAGCUGAGCCUCGACUGGGUCGAGGGCUAUGUGCCGACACACAGCAAGGGGCUGGACUGGCAGGGCUUGUACAAGGUGGUCAAUAAGGCGCACGACGACGGCCAUGUUGCCAAGUUUGUGCGGGCCAUCCGGAACGGCCAGGAGUCGUCGAGGAAGUACGAGACGGGCGAGGGGAGCGAGAACUUCCCCGUCAAGGGAGAGUCUUGGUUCAAGCUCGCUCAGCUGUCCUAUGACUCGACGCUCGGGCUGGGUCCGGACGACAAGUGGAUCUGGGGCGCUGGCUUUGAUCCGCUGUGGAAUGCGGUUCCUGCUGUUGCCGCGUAGGGCGGGUUCACUUAGGCUGUCACUGUGUCAGUUGAUGGGCAUUGAAGGACAAUUCAUG
This is a messenger RNA of Parathielavia appendiculata, 1423 nucleotides long. RefSeq lists its product as uncharacterized. The transcript has a single exon. Gene Ontology annotation, molecular function: oxidoreductase activity. Lineage: Eukaryota; Fungi; Ascomycota; Sordariomycetes; Sordariales; Chaetomiaceae. The record is from RefSeq and is a predicted model, not a curated record. The coding region runs from base 1 to 1365 and encodes 454 amino acids.